AUGGCAGAGCUCGAAGGUAUUCGGUCUGGUCUUCGUGGCCUCUACCAGGACCUCUCUGCUGUCUCAGAUGGCCACCUCGACAAUGUCGAGCGACUGUGUUUCGAAUUAGAGACACACAUUCAAGACUUCCGCAAGCUCCUAGACAAGCCAGCAAAGAACAAUGCGAGUCGCCAAGCGGUUCUCUCUGGGAAGAUCACCGUUGCGGAGGUUGAAUACUCGGUCAAUACAGAUUUCCAGCAGGGUGCGCUGCAGCUCGCAGAUGCCUUGGAUCUCGAUGAGUUGCAAGCAGCAGAGAUAUUCCUGGUCGCUCAGGAAGAUUCGCAGACAAUGGACCGGCCUCCACUGAUUGCAGCCAUCAUAUCCUUCCACGAGCGCCGCCUGUUUACUCUCGAGUGCCUGCGCCUCAUUUUCAAAGAAUCGAACGAAAUUGAACAUGUAUCAACCCAAGGGAUCAUGCACGAAACCCUAUCCUACGUCCUCGAAAUCAAGAACAGCUCUUUACAAAACGCUUCUCUCUUUGCUCGAAAGGCUUUGAACUCCAUGGCCGACAUAGGGAAAUGGAUUACACUUCUAGGCGAUCAAGUUCAAAAGGCUACUCUCGUUGGUCAGGAUAACGAUCGUGAUGUCAUGGAAGCCAUUGAAUUUCAGCGUGUCAGCCUCCAACAACAGCACGAAUCGCUCGGGGCGGUCCUAUUCUACAUGUUCAAGGGCACCUACACCAGUCCUGAAGACUUCCGUGCUCUUAUUCAACAAUUGAAACCCCUGGACCGGUUUGACGGACAAUUAUUCAACUACAUCCCCGUCACAAUUGCUGCUUUUGUGCAACAUGGUUCCCCCGAGGGGUCCGGUUCCGAGAAAGUAGCCCGAGAUCUGAACAAACUGAUGGCGUCGCCCCAAGAGAGCCAGAGCUGGAAGCUACCAAACUUCCAUGCAUGCGUCAAUGCUUUGUGGCUCUCGGUUUACAGUGGAUGGUAUUUUGAUGGAAUGUCCUCUCCCUCGAUCGAUGCCGAGAAAGAAUCCGAGGAACGCACCAAAACUUUCAUGUCAUCCCUCGACGAUGGCGCUCUCGAUUUCAUGCUUGCCAUCUGCUCCACCGUCAAUAGCCAAGAAUGGGCGGAUCCUGCACGAAGUGAAUUAGUCACUUUGCUCCUUAGAGAGAGCGUUAUCUCAUUGCCUGAGUCUGAGCCCUGCUCCGUUUUCAUGAAACAGCUGUUGAUGGAAAAUUUUGAGGUGUUCGUGGAGUCCUGCGUCGCCAAUAUGCCUGAUGCAGUCCGACGGUUGAAGUCUGAAGAGGACUCACAACGUCUGGAGCAAAUAACUGCGCUUCGAGAUGGUCUCACUUCCAAUCUGCACCGUGGAUUGGUAGAAGCGCGUACUCAUCUCGAGUCUCUUCUUAUGGUCAUUACAUUUGCAUUCGAGCAUCGCGAAGAAGCUGCUCAAGAAUUCUGGGGGGAUCCAGAUGGCAACCUCCAUGGCUUCCUUCAGUGGGCAUCCAAGCGACAAACUGUUCCUCGGGUCAGCGCUUUCUGUGAAAUGCUGUGUUCCAUCUCUGAAGGCGAGGAGAAUGCAGCUGCGGCGCAUAAAUUCUUAACUGAGGAGGAUAAGUUUAUGUCUACCAAGUUCAAGCGAUCUACAACUAUGAACUGGUCGCAAAUGUUUGCCGAGCUCAAGCUCUAUGCAACACGCGUCAACGAAAAGCCUUCCACUGGAGCUGCAGCAGCUGCAGCACAGGGACCAGGCAUGUAUCACGGACGGAAACCAGAGCCCGUUGAGAUGAAUGAGCCUGAAAGUCCUGUCAUGCUGACCUGCUACCUUCGCUUAAUGGGUCAUCUUUGCAAGCAGAGCGAAGCUAUUCGCCAGUGGAUGUUGCAGCAUGAAUCUUUCAACGUGGUCAACACCCUGUUGGAUCUAUGCAGUGGAUCCAUUCCAUCACAUCUUCGUGCAACAACCUUUUCAACCCUCUCAGCACUUAUGACCCACAAAUCCUCCCUUGUUGGUAACGAAAUGUGGACACGCCUCGAUGCAUGGUUAUCAGGAGGAUCCAUGAACGCUGGAAUUGGAAAAUUGCCAUUGGUCUCCAACCCUGCCAUGUUGCAUCAGCAGCAGGCUUUCAAGACAAUCGGAGAAAGCUUCAACCAAACCAAUACUUUCGUCACUCUGAUCAACUCACUUGUAUCAAUUCCCUCGGAUUUGAUUGAUGAACCUAUGUCAUUGUCUUUCCCUGAGACUCUGGGAGGAACAUAUCGCAUGUCUGGAAUUGAGCCGUACAUUGACUUCGUCCUGGGACAUGCCUUUUCCCGCAAGAUUCAGGACCUCAAUGAAUACCAAUCUCGUCUUUUGACUUUCAACUGCCUCAACUUUGUGGUUGAAAGCCUGAGAUCGUUCAAUGAAGACCUUGUCUUGGUUUUGAGUCAGCCAUCCGUGUCCGAUUCUGCAGAGCAAACUUCUUCACUCCUCACUUAUGUUCGCUCUCACCCAUUCUCCCGCGUGCUGGACUGGCUUUUCAACGAAGACGUUCUCAAAGCACUAUUUGCAGUCUCCAAGCAGAACGUUACGGAGGUCGUUGCUGCGCCAGGUGAUUCCCUACUAGUUUUGACCUUGCUCCGCAGUUUGGAAGUCAUGAACCUGCUCGUUGACCUUCAGUCAACCUACUUCAACAUUGUCAAGCCGCUAGUACAAUCUCAGCCUGGGUUAUCUCGGACCUCUGUGGCAAAUUCCUCACUUGCUUCAUUUGAGGAUAGUGUGCUCAAUAAUCUUACACUGAUUCCAUCUCUGUGUAUCUAUUGUGGCACAGGACAUUUGGAACUCACGAUCACAUCGAUGGCUCUGCUAGAAAAACUGACAAGCUCUCGGAAGCUCAACAGGAUGAGUUCUCCAGAACUUACGAAGUGGCAAUCGUCCAACAAGAUCGUGGAGGUACUUGCAGCCGAAGUCGAUGUCGAUAGCAUAACCCUUCCCCUUGUUGGACAAAUGAAACCGGAUGUACGAGAAUUUGGUUUCGGCCCUCUGGCAUCCGGCUAUGUCAUUCGGAAAAAGCUUCUCGAUCUUUUGAACAGCUGCUUGGGGUCUAUCACCGAUCGCCCCUCGGUAGCUCAUCUUCUGCUAGGAUUCGAAUGUGUGGGUACCAUUCUUGAUGUGUCAGCGGAAGGGCUGUUUGCCAACCAAAUGUCUCUGUUGCAUGCCCUUAUCGGUUUCUUGAAGACGUAUCCCGAGGAGAUCAACGGAAGCAUUGUGUCUUGGGUGGUACAUUCGAAACGAGUGGCCUUUGAAGUCUUGAAACAUCUCUGGUCAUCAAAGUUAGCCAGCUUCUAUACCUUGGGUGAAAUGCGCGUCCAGGCCUUCCUCCGUGAUAUGUUUGCAACUCAACUGAUUGUCGGGCCCAACAUCUGUUGGGACGAAUUGACUGUGGACACUGAGGAGUUCUGGCUCACAGACUCUGCAAGUGCAAUGGCAGAGUUCCUACUUUACCGAAGCCACCUGUUCAAUUAUGCCGCAAGUGAGGUUCGUUCGACGGCACAAGCUCGAUCACCUGCUUUACAUACUCAAAUUCUGUCAAUCUUGCUUGGAAACGCUGUUACAGAGAGCGGCGCGCAAACUUCCAGUCCCUCCGUUUUCGAUCUGUUUGAUUUCGCGGAUCUCGAUGUUGGGCGUGAGUUCAACACACCCAACCUCUCUUUGCUGCACAACGUUUUGUUGCAGAUUGAGCAGAAGCAACAAGAUGGUGCGUGCGACCCGGAAGAGGUCGAUGGAAUGAUUCAGAUGCGACGGGCAGAAAUAGCAGCCUAUGGAGGUCUCCGGGCACACGAAGAAGAGCACUUGAUUGCUGAGGCCCACAGUUUGAAGCUGUACGUCCUCGCAACAAGACAAAAACGAGUCAUUCAAGAGAACCGAUAUCUCGCCCUCCGGUCUUGGGUAGAACUUGUUGGCACAAUAAUCACUUGCUCUGCCCUUGAUGAAGAAAGCAAACCUGCCUUCAUUCUUCAUACCAUCCAAUUGAUCACCCCCAAGCUUACUACAUCGAUCGAAGCCGAGCUUCCCGAUGCGCUUGAGUUGGCACGACUUGCCGAAUUGUUGAUCGGCGGCCUUGCAUCUGGUGCAUCGGGAGCAUCUCGGAGCGGAGAUGUGAUCGAUGAAAAGUUGCACCAGCUUUUCCAACUCUGCGUCCGAGGCAUGAACUUGGCCACAGGAAGCGUGCUUUUGAGAGAAACCCUCUACGGUAUCUGCUCUCAUUACAUCACUCGCAUCACAUCUUCAAAUAAGACUCAUGAAAACCUUCGACGUUUGAGCCAGCAAGUCGUCAAGUCGUCUGGAUCAGUCCUCAUUGAGACCAUUUGUGAUGACGCGUAUACUGGCCAAGAAUCUUGCCGUGCAUCUGCUCUUGUGUUGUUGAACAAUCUGGCUGUCUUGGAUCGCCAAACUGAUUGUGUUUUGGCGGAGUCUAUCUCCCGUGCCAACUACCUGAGUCUUUUCCUGGAUGCCCUACGAUCUCUCCCUCUUGAACUUUACAAUGCUCAAGAAAGCGAUACCCCAGCACUGCUGACAUACUACGAAUCGCUAUUGUCUCUACUCCAGCGACUGUCGCAAACGAAGAAUGGGGCAAAUUGCGUUCUCAGCUCUGGCCUGUUCCAGGCCGUUCACGAAUCGCGUCUCUUUGCUGCGGAUCCCGACAUAGGCAUAGAUAUUGAGAACCCUGACGCGCUUCAAAGAUACUAUGACCUUCUCUUAUCGGUGAUUCGACUCAUCGUAUAUGCAGUUUUCUCCCGUGGAAUCGACAAUGAGCAAAUUAAGGAGCAGACCCGGGGAUUCUUGGCUGAAAACCGGGCCUGUAUGGUUGGAAUCUUCAAACGAUCCGCCAAGAUCGGAAACACAUCUUCUGCACACCAAGCGACUCUUCACGAGCUGGUUAAGGCAUUCAUGUCUCUGGUAGCUGCCACAGACUUCAUGGAGUUUGAGGAUCUGGAAGUGCGAGAUACUAUUCGGCCAUCUAUGUUCUCAUGA
Messenger RNA from Penicillium brevicompactum, 4998 nucleotides. Its product is annotated as nuclear pore complex Nup192/Nup205 family protein. Gene Ontology annotation, cellular component: nuclear pore; nuclear pore inner ring. The transcript is spliced from 4 exons. Lineage: Eukaryota; Fungi; Ascomycota; Eurotiomycetes; Eurotiales; Aspergillaceae. Gene Ontology annotation, biological process: nuclear pore organization. Gene Ontology annotation, molecular function: structural constituent of nuclear pore. The coding region runs from base 1 to 4998 and encodes 1665 amino acids. The record is from RefSeq and is a predicted model, not a curated record.